CUUUUUGAAAUUUGAAAAAGAGCGAUCGUUUAUAUUUAUUGUAUGUCGUACUUCAUUAAUUUUUAAUUUUAAGUUGCCGUCCAUGAUGAGUCCCCCAUUACAUGUAGAAAUAGUUCAACAAAGACACAGUAAUCUUAAAAAAAACGAUCUAAAAGAAAUGGUGCACACUUUUCUUGCAAAUUUUACUAAUUUGAGACCUGGUACUACGUUAAGGAGUAGCAACUUGGAAGAAGAGGUGAAACUUGUGGAGCACGUUGAAGCUAUAACAUUUUGUGCAGAUCAUGACUUAGACGUGGUUACCAGCGAAACGGAUUUAAUAUUUCAUAUCUAUAAAUUGGACUCGUUUGGUGCUGAAACCGAUACUCUGAGCGAGAACUCUCCCGGCGAAGAAGUUGCUGUCGCGGAUGUAUGGACUCUGCCAACUGAAGAGUUUUAUGGUUUGUGGGAAAGCCUCAUAUAUGACUCGAAGCUGAAGGAAAAUCUUUUAAGGUUCGUGGAGACAUCUUUUCAAUUUAGUGACCGAGGUGUCGAUCAUAACAUCGUUGGAUGGAACCGAGUAGUGCUGCUCCAUGGGCCACCGGGGACGGGCAAAACUAGUUUGUGUCGGGCGCUCGCCCAGAAAGUGGCGGUGCGUCUUGCUCACAAAUUUUCUAGAGCUCGUUUGCUCGAAAUUAAUGCGCACGGCUUAUUUUCGAAAUGGUUCUCAGAGAGUGGGAAACUGGUUGCCAAACUAUUUGAGCGUAUACGUGAAAUCAUCGAGGAUCGCCGUGCCCUAACGUGUGUGCUAAUAGAUGAAGUAGAGUCCCUGGCGCACGCACGGCGUGCCGCGCUGGCGGGCCUGGAGCCGUCUGACUCUAUUCGAGCGGUGAACGCGAUAUUGACACAACUAGAUAGAUUAAAACGACAUCCAAAUGUCUUGAUCUUAACCACAUCAAACUUGACGGGAGCUAUAGAUGUAGCAUUUGUUGAUCGGGCUGACAUCAAGUGCCUAGUGGGGCCACCGUCACAGCGAGCCACAUACGAGAUCCUGCGUGGCUGCUGCGAGGAGCUGAUGACGCGUGGUCUAAUAGCUCCUAGCGAGCAACUGCUUCCACCUCAGGUGCUCGCAGAUGGAGGUUUAACAGAGACGGAUGGGACGAGUGCUAGUCUCCAACUCCAUAACAUAGCACAUGAAGCUGCGGCCUUAAGCAUAUCAGCACGAGCCUUACGACGAUUACCUUUCCUUGCUCUUGCACUGCAUGUCAAGCCGACAUACACUAUGUCUUUGUCAAAGUUCUUGGAGGGACUGCGGGAAGCCCUCGCACAACACAUCUGUGACAUGGAGAACUUCCAUACUCAGGGAGAGAACUGCCAGCAUUGCCAAUGACACUUGAAACACCUUUCAAUAAGAUAAAGCUCUUUAUUAUUUUAUUUUAAGUCCAUUAUCAAGUAUUUUUUUGUAAUAAAACUUAAGCUGUAAUUUUUUAA
Papilio polytes (common Mormon) is the source of this 1467-nucleotide messenger RNA. It is a transcript of the gene pch2, whose product is annotated as pachytene checkpoint protein 2 homolog. Bases 83 to 1366 code for a protein of 427 amino acids. Gene Ontology annotation, biological process: reciprocal meiotic recombination; meiotic recombination checkpoint signaling. Gene Ontology annotation, cellular component: nucleus; chromosome. The transcript has a single exon. Gene Ontology annotation, molecular function: ATP hydrolysis activity; ATP binding. NCBI's taxonomy places the organism in Eukaryota, Metazoa, Arthropoda, Insecta, Lepidoptera, Papilionidae. The record is from RefSeq and is a predicted model, not a curated record.